UAUUUCUCUAGGGUUUUCGAUUUCUGCAGGGAAGGUCACUUCAUUUAGGUCUCCCCAGGCUAAACCUGCAUCUUAACUUUGUGCCUUUGUACCCUGGCCUGCUCUAGAGAAGGAAAUUCUGGGAACUCAGAGGAAUUAACAGGUCUGUCUGCCAGCUAGCUCAGGGAGGACCAGAAGGAACAAGUGAUCCUGCACUGGUUUGUUCCUGCCUCAGCUGUGGCCCCAAACAGCAUUGUGGGGUUUGUGUGCUUUAACUAAUCCUUGAGAAAAGCAAGCUGGAGAUGGUGGACCAUCUUGCAAACACUGAGAUCAACAGCCAGCGCAUUGCUGCUGUGGAAAACUGCUUUGGGGCUUCUGGACAGCCUUUAGCUGUGCCAGGAAGGGUCCUUCUAGGAGAAGGGAUUUUAACCAAAGAAUGCCGCAAGAAACCAAAACCUCGGAUAUUCUUCCUCUUCAAUGACAUCCUUGUCUACGGCAGCAUAGUCAUCAACAAAAGGAAGUACAAUUCCCAGCACAUCAUUCCCCUUGAAGAUGUCACUUUGGAGACGCUGCCAGACACUCUACAGAUGAAGAACCGCUGGAUGAUUAAAACCUCCAAGAAGUCCUUUGUGGUUUCUGCAGCCUCCCUGACGGAGAGGAAGGAGUGGAUCAGCCAUCUGGAGGAGUGCAUCAGGCACCUGCUGACAAAGACGGGCCGGCAGCCCUCCACGGAGCAUGCGGCUCCCUGGAUUCCAGACAAGGCAACGGAUAUCUGCAUGCGCUGCACACAGACCAAAUUCUCCACGCUCACACGAAGGCACCACUGCCGCAAGUGUGGCUUUGUUGUCUGUGCAGACUGCUCCAGGCAGAGGUUCCUGAUGCCCCGGCUGUCCCCCAAACCCCUGAGGGUUUGCAACCUGUGCUACAGGCAGCUGCUGGCAGAAAAGAAGAAGGAGGCGGAGGCAGACUGCAGGCAGCAGGAGCCAAUCUGCUCUGCCGUCCCAGGCUAUGAACCCUCCAGUGGUGAUGACAGCGACAAGUCUGAUGAUGACAAAGCUGACCAGUGGCCAGCAGACACUGAGUUCUAUACCUCAGACGUAUCCUGGUCAUCUUUCCAUAGCUGACCUCCUAGGGUCACCUCCUAGGUGGCAUUUAGGCAUUGUGAAACCAACUUUUGGCCUCCAAUGCACAUCCUUCUUGAUGUUUUCCCUGGAAGCUGUGCCUAGGAUGGUGGAUCUUAGCCCCUGUGUGGGGUGCCUGUAUGGGGAGCAAUAAUGGGAUUACCCCUCUGAGAAUGUGUCUCAUAUGACACGAGUGAAGAGAGCAACAGCUCAGUGAAGAACACAGACUUGGGCAGAGACCUGCAGAUCAGGCUUGGCCAAGUGAGCUCAACCUUUGGUGCCUUAGUCUUCCUGUCUCUAAAUACAGAGCAAUACUGACUUCUUUUCUUAAAUGCUUUGAGAUUGGCUCUUGGGAGAGAAAGGGGCAAGAAAUCAUAAACACUUGCCUGCUAGCAGUGUGUUGCUCUAUCAUGGCAAGGUGUGUUCCAACUCCUGUUCCACAUGAGCAUUGCAUGUACAUCAGAGAUGCUCAGUGCAAGCCUGCCAGCCUGAGGGGAUAGUUGCUCAUCAUGGUAAGGUUGCACAGGCUUCCACUUCUACAAGUGGGUCUCUCAACUUGGAAACACUAAGGGAAUAGUGCUCCAAAUGCAGGGAGCUCAUGCAAGGCUCAGUGUGAGCCACCUUAGUAAAGCACUGGAUCAUUCAGCAAUCUCACAUGGAAGGAGGCCAUUUUGAUGGUACCAGGACAGGAGGCAGAAAGGAAAGGGGAAGGGGAUGGGUAAAAUUAUGCAGAGGAGUGAGUUGAGGAGGGGAGAGACUUACUGCACUUUACUCAACUAAGUGCCCAGCCCUAGAUCUCAAAAAUGGGCUGUUAAUCUACAAUUACCAGCAACUUAAUGAACUCAAGCCUAUCAGGUAAAAGGGUAGCGCAGGGAAGACUUGUUUAAUCUUGAAAAAUCCAGGAAAAUGCCCCAAGUUAAGAUCCUGUGAAGUACUGCACUUCCACUUCUCUCCUGAGCAGGAGCCCAAGGCAUUGCAUGAGACUCACCUGUGGGCUCACCUAAUGUCUCACAAACCCAGAGUUAAGAUCCUUUAUGUAGUUCCAGGAUUGGAGCCCAAGACUUUACAGUUCACUUGAAUUCAACUUUAAAGUUCAAAUUAAGUUAGAAAUAAACCAUGUUUAUUCAAGUAUUUUAUCAUACUGUAGCAUGGGAGUAAAAAAAAAUCAGACAACAGCAAUUGUUUUGCAGCAGAUUUUCUACAAACUCAUUAUUACUUUGAUUACAUUUUUUGUAUUGUGUAUUUUAUGCUCUGGAAAAGGAACAUGGCUGGGAGUACAUUGCCAGUGUAAUAAACUGUUUCCUUACCAUGACCUGUUCCAAACAGUGCGUCGCCUGCCAGAUGGCCAGACUUAGGCUUUUUUAGAUUUUGAUUCAAAGUAAUCACUUUUACUGUCUUUUGUAAACUGCCACUGUUUUGAUGAACUUGUAUGGGUAGACUGUGUGCAAAUAAAGAUACGGCCAACAGGAAGAAAUCAGAACAAAUAUGACAAUAAAUGUGUUGUUAUUUAAUAAGAGCCUUAAAGAGGAGCUGGGAUUCAGGCCUGGCUGGCUAGCCCUUAGCUGUGAGGUGAGUCCAGUAGGUUUCUAUUUACUGCUCCUGAGGUAAGCAUGAGUGAAAAAAAAGAAAGCCAAAUCUGAUGCUUCCUUUCUAUUUAUACCAUGUUAUCAUUUAACCUACUUUUCCCAAGUCUUUUGCAAUCCCCUGCAGUAGUCUGUGUUAACUAAAAUGGUAUUUUUCCGGUGGGGCCGCAUCUUGGAGUGGGUCAACAAACCUUAUGACCUAAGCAGAUGUUUUUAGGUUUUAAAGCAGUAAGUACAGUGAGUUCUGUUUUUACCAUCCCUCUCCAAGCUUAGUUUAUAGCUCUGCACAGCAGUGAUUGUUUUUAUAAUGCCUCCCACCCACCAGAAGGGUGUACAUGCUAUGCAAACAGAAAAUGACCUUAAAAUAAACAGCCAUUAGAAUGGUUCACAGGUCAAAAAUAGCCCAGCUGCUGAAUCCACAUCCAAAGCCAGCAUUCCAGUUCCCUGCUCCUGGGGUAAAACUCCCAAUUCCUUCCUAGUAACUGGCUCCAGAAAUAUAUUCCAGUUUUGAGCUACUUAGUUUUCUUACAGAUCAGCUUUUCUUUAUCUUACAUGUCCAAAGAUCUUACUAUUAUCAGCGCCAAAAGAGCUAUAAACUGUUUUUAUCUACUAAUGAAGGCCAGGCACACCUCUAGCAAAUGCUUUCUUGUUGA
Neopsephotus bourkii (Bourke's parrot) is the source of this 3336-nucleotide messenger RNA. It is a transcript of the gene PLEKHF1, whose product is annotated as pleckstrin homology and FYVE domain containing 1. The transcript has 3 exons. Gene Ontology annotation, molecular function: metal ion binding; phosphatidylinositol binding. The coding region runs from base 282 to 1103 and encodes 273 amino acids. The record is from RefSeq and is a predicted model, not a curated record. NCBI's taxonomy places the organism in Eukaryota, Metazoa, Chordata, Aves, Psittaciformes, Psittacidae.